AUGCAUUUACAGUACGACCCAGAGUUUCUGAAAGAAGCUGCUCCAAUCCUCGAACAGUUGGCGCAGACUCCAAAACCAUCUUUGCAUGAUGUUACAACGAGGCGCGCCAUGCUGGAGGCAAUGACGGGCGAGGAAUUGCCCCUGCCAGAAGAUGUGAAACAUCAUAUCUACCAGGUGGCUGCCCCGGAUGGACACAAGGUACCUGUCUACCACCUUCGCAAGACCACAUCUCAAGGGGGAAGAGAGCCAGCUAUUAUUCACCUCCACGGUGGAGGUUACAUCUCACUCAGUGCAGCCAUAACCGCCAGGUAUCAUGCACUCACAGUUUCUCAUACUGGGGUUCAGAUAUUCAGUGUCGAUUAUCGACUGUCGCCUGAGAACCCGUACCCAACGCCUUUGAAUGACUGCUGGGCUGUUCUUGAGUGGGUGCGCAGUAAUGCGGAACAGCUGUCGGUUGAUCCAGCACGCAUUGCAGUUAUGGGAGAAAGCGCUGGCGGAGGUCUGGCGGCUGCGUUGACUCUGCUGGCUCGGGAUAGAGCGAUGUCGCCCCCUCUUGCAAAGCAAAUCCUCAUCUAUCCCAUGUUGGAUGAUCGAACUGUGAUCAACCAUGCGGGGGAGUUGGCAUUCUGGGACGACAACGACAAUAUUACAGGAUGGACUGCGUAUCUGGGAUCAAAUGUCGGCGGUGAUCAAAUUGCCCCUUAUGCUGCUCCGGCUCGAGUCGAAUCGGUCGAAGGUCUACCUCCGCUCUACCUGGACUGUCCACAACUGGACAUGUUUGUGCAUGAGGGCAUGGAGUAUGCACGCCGGUUCGUGGCAGCUAAUAUUCCUACCGAAUGCCACAUCUACCCGGGUCUGCCGCAUGGAUUUGAAGCUUUGGCUUCGGGGGCUGUCAUCACGAAACAGGCCAUUGCUAAUCGCCACAAGGCUAUAAUCAGCUUUUGA
Messenger RNA from Penicillium antarcticum, 945 nucleotides. RefSeq names its product alpha/beta hydrolase. The transcript has a single exon. Gene Ontology annotation, molecular function: hydrolase activity. The record is from RefSeq and is a predicted model, not a curated record. Bases 1 to 945 code for a protein of 314 amino acids. Lineage: Eukaryota; Fungi; Ascomycota; Eurotiomycetes; Eurotiales; Aspergillaceae.